GCUGCACACAUGUACACUUGAAAACAUUGUUUUCAUUUCAUUUUAUUUUGAAGUUUUCGGUCGCUGUUUAAUGAAACACAUUGUGUUUUCGGUCGCUGUGCAAACAAAUUCACACUAGAACGUUUGAAUACAAUAACUGGACUGUCCUUUAUUUAAAUUUGACCUUUAGUAAAGAGUUGCGAAAUAUAAAAUUUGUCAACAACAAACAUGAUAAGGAAAGUUGUUUUGGUUUUCGCGAUUGCCCUUGUGCUUAUGUCUAAUUUUACUGAAACAACGUUGUCGGGUAAAGACAAGAAGAAGAAGGAAAGUAAGCCAGCGGUAAAAUUAUCUGACAAAACUGUUGAAGAAAGAGGUCUGGUUGUGGAGAAUGCAAAGACUAAAGACAUCAUCAAAGAAAAUCAAAAUUAUUGUGAAAAGACAACAGAAGAUAAGCAAUUUGAAGGAGAUACACUUGGAUAUGUAACUCCUUGGAAUAACCAUGGUUACGAUGUUGCUAAAAUCUUUGGUAAUAAAUUCAGCUAUAUUUCUCCUGUAUGGCUGCAAAUAAAAGCAAAACCAGGUGGUGGAUAUUUCAUUCAAGGUGGACAUGAUAUUGAUCAAGGCUGGGUAGCUGAUGUCAAAAAGAAAGGGGAACGAAAAGUUAAAAUUUUGCCUAGGUUACUGUUUGAUGGAUGGAGUCAACAAGAUUACAAAGGACUAUUUUCAAAAGAAGAUAAUAUGCAAAAACUUGCCAAAACUGUUGUGGAGUUUCAUAAAAAAGAAAAAUUUGAUGGAGUUGUUUUAGAAAUUCUCAGCCAAAUGCAGGGACAGAAAAAGGAAGAUGCUAUCCAUCUGAUUGCUGAUAUGGCAGAUGCCCUGCAUGAAGAAAAUAUGAAAUUUAUUUUAGUUAUUGCACCACCAGUUACUCAAGGACCUGGACCAAACUCACCGAUUGGUUGGGUUAAAGCAUGUGUACAAACAUUAGCACCAGAACCUGGACCAAGACGUCAAAAGAUUUUACUUGGACUUAAUUUCUAUGGUUAUAUGUUCCAAGGUAUGAAUGUGGAAGCUGUCCUAGGUACCAGGUAUAUAGAGUUAUUAACAAAACACAAACCAAAACUGAAAUGGGAUUCUGUUGUGGCAGAACAUUCAUUUGAAUACAAAGGUGGUUAUCAAGUAUUCUACCCAACCCUAAAGUCUAUUAAGAUGAGAGUGGACCUAGCAAAGGAGCUUGGCACAGGAUUAUCUAUAUGGGAAAUCGGUCAAGGAUUGGACUAUUUCUAUGAUCUGCUGUAGACUUUGAUAAAUGGAUGGGAUAUGAUCUUGCUGAACAAAAAAUUAAGGGCACUUGAUAAAGUUGCAUCCUGCACAAUUGUUUUAUUCAUUGCUACAGGGUACGACCCCCCCCCCCCCAUAGAUUAUACAUACCGGUAAUGCAAAGUACUACAGAAACGAGCACAUUAUAUCCUUCCCGUAAAACAUGACAUUGUACAAUAGGUGAUUUUCUGUUCAACUGCGAGGUCUCGCCUGCCACAAAAAUCAAACGAUUUGAUUUUGAAUACCCUCACUUAAUCAAAAUUGCACAGCACAUUAUUAAGCAUGGAAAUGCUCCCCCAAAAUAUUUUCGGGUUUGUCGAAUCCCGCACAAUGUUUGAUGCCACUACAACGCUAUGACCUUUGUUUGCUCGAUUUCACGCAGUGAACGGAAAGUGGUCUAAAUAUGUACCAGCUUUAAAAUUUUAUGGUGUAAAACUCAAUCUAUGCAUUCACAAAUGGCAAUAAAUCUUAAAGUUCUAA
Messenger RNA from Saccoglossus kowalevskii, 1776 nucleotides. Its product is annotated as chitinase domain-containing protein 1-like. NCBI's taxonomy places the organism in Eukaryota, Metazoa, Hemichordata, Enteropneusta, Harrimaniidae. Gene Ontology annotation, cellular component: endomembrane system. Gene Ontology annotation, biological process: carbohydrate metabolic process. Gene Ontology annotation, molecular function: chitin binding; oligosaccharide binding. The record is from RefSeq and is a predicted model, not a curated record.